CCCCAGCUUAGAUGAGAACAGAAGGAUAUACACAAACGCAGUCUAGGGUUUUAGGCUAAAAACAACUUAUCAUAGACAAAGAGAACAUGAGGCUCAAGAAAAGCUCCACAUCGACCGAUGUUGAACAUGCACAUGACCUUAGCAAUUCCAUGAAAGGCGAAAAGAAGCGCAAGAAAUCCACCGUUCAUAACGCGAAUAAGGACACCGAGCAUUCGCACAAAGUGAAAAAUGUUCGAGCUUCCAAGAAAAUAGCUGCUAAUCAUGUCGCUAUUGAUAGACUGACUUCUACCAUUGAAGAUGCUUAUGAUGAAAUCAUAGAGUUGAGAGAAUCUAUCGAAGAGAUGACUGAAACUAUGAAAAAACAACAGGAGAUAUUAUUGACAAUGGCUGGAACUAUGAAGAACCUACUGGUGAAAGAAACCCCAAAAGAAAAGUCUACAAUCAAAAGAGAGUGUGCUUUGGCACGGGAUUAUCAACCAAAUAAUAAGCAUACCAUUUUGGUUAAGGGAUAUGAUCCGUCCAUGCGUAGGGAUAUGAUGUCGAAAAGGCAUUGAUUAAACAUUUUGGUUCAUGUGGAGAGAUCACAAGGGUGUUUGUUCCCUUCAAGUGUUACACCCUUACUUGUGAUAACUCAAGUUAAAUGCAAACCAAGAUAUUUAUUACUCUCUUUUUUU
Molecule: messenger RNA, 674 nt
Organism: Brassica oleracea var. oleracea
Lineage: Eukaryota; Viridiplantae; Streptophyta; Magnoliopsida; Brassicales; Brassicaceae
Exons: 6
Coding region: 87-554 (155 amino acids)
Source: RefSeq, a predicted model, not a curated record